GCCGAACCGCAAUGCACGGCGCCCGCAUCAUAAUACAGUGGACGCCAUCAUCGUCUGCAGACCCUCGCAUACAUUAUCAGACCGCAGUGUAGCACACUCGCGAAGAAUUCUUGAGUAAUUCUGGCCUACAGGAUUGUGUUUGUUUAUUGGAAUGCAACAACGUUGAAGAGAUGGAUGUACAAGCACGCGGUCGUCCGCAAACAGGCACACAUGAGCCCAGAGCGGGGCAACGAAUGGGGCAGCGGCAAGCCCGGUGAGUUUAUUGGCUCAGCAGUAAUGUUGGCGUACCUGAUGCAGACUUAAGAUGAUAACAAGCUGAACGUUGGGAAUACUGCUAGCUUCAGAUAAAGACUGCUGAGGAAGGCAAAGGAUUGAGGCGAUGGGCGAUGAGCUCGCGCCGUCGCCCCAAGCGCGGCCUCCAUGGUGGACUCGGUUGUUUAUGCGCUGUGGCUGCGUGCCCGUAUGGGUCUCGCUCGAGGCACCGGUGCCCGCGGAGAAGGAGAGCUUGCCCAGCACGGUCUCCCCCCUGGGGAAGCGGGUGCAGCUGGCGCGGGGCCUUGCAGCGGGCAAUGCCAGCAACAGCGCCAGCGGUCGCAGUCUCCACAACGGCGUCGUCAACGCAGCCGCAACAGCCGCAGCAGCUGCCGCUGUUGCCGGCGGGACUCUUGACGACGGUGGGGCCGGGGGUGGCGGCGGCAGCGCUGCGCCCACGCCACGCGUCUCGCUCAACGGCGCAGGCGUCAUAUCCUGGCGACGGCCCACCAGUCAGGCCGGCAACGGUCCCGCACCCGCAGGCGUCGCCCGCACCAACAGCCGCAGUGGCGCUGCUUUAGCUGGAGCCUCCCGCCCCAACGGCGGCCUGGGGCUGUCGCCUUUCGGUCGAAGUGCGGCUGAGGCGGAGCGGGCGCUCGCAGGGGCACUGUCAGCUGCGUUCCCCUGCGGUGACGGCGCCGCCGCCGCCGCCGCGACAGGCUACAGCCUCGACGGCUACAGCUCCGGUCAGGCACAGGCGGCGGCGCUACAGCUGCAGCGCUCGAACAGCCGCGGCCUCGCAGGCCACAGCCCAAGCCGCGGUGGUGGCGGCAGCGGUGGCGGCGGGAGCGGCGGCGAGUCGCGUCUUCGCUCCGUGCGUAGCGUGGGUGGCAUGGCGGCGGCUCCAAGCCCAUCUGGGUCGGGACCAAGCCACCGCCGUUCACAGGGCGUCCCGGCGGCCGGCGGCGGCGCCAUGGUUGUAAUUCAGAACCCGCUGCUUGCGGGCGUAGCUCAAAACAUGCCCAUCUAUCGCGGGAGCGGCUCGGGCUGGGAGGCGGGAGUUAACGGCGUGCCUAAGCGAGUGACCGCGCCUUCGGCUACAGCAGCCGCUGCAGCAGCAGCAGCUGCAGCGGCGGCGGCGGCCGCCGCCGCUGAUGGCAACGUCCAAGGUGGCAUAGGCCGGCACAGGUCUGCCGGCGGCGCUGCCCUGCGCGGGGCCGUACGCACGGCCGGUGCCCAGGCAGCGUCGCCGCACUACGACCCAUACGCACGUGCUGUUGCAACAGCGACGGCAGCGGGGGCGUUCCUGUCCACGGCGCCGCCAACGCCCAGCGGCCUGAGCAGCGGCGGCGGUGUCGGCGGCGGCGCCGCGCUGAGCCCCAGCGGCAUGCGCGCCAGCGUCAAUGCUUACACAGCCGCCGCCGCCACCGCAAGCGGCGGCCGCGGCUACCCAGUCAGCGGCGGCGCCACCGCCGGCGACAGCGAGUACGACGACGGCGGCUACGGGGCCGGCGCCGGCAGCCGCCGCUUCCAGGAGCGGCGAAGCGCGCCCCUGUCGCGGCCGCCGGAGCUGCUGUCCGAGCCGCUGCAUCAUUUGCCCGCCGGUGUGCAGCUGGGCCCCCCGGAGUCUCCCACGCCGUACGCCACGCAGGUGUCGCGUGGCGGCUACCCUCUGUCUGGAGACUUCGCCAUCAGCGGUGGUGGCCGCGGCCGCCGCAGCAGCGGCGGCGGCUUGGCGGGCGGCGUGGCGGGCGGUACCACGGGUGGCAGCGGAGCCGUGACCAAGGAGAUCCGACGCUCCGCCACCGCCCACGCCUCCGGCACCUCUAUCCUCGCCAGCCCUCGUAUGCAUUUUGACGCCGCGCUCCAGCGGCUUCGAAGCGAGAAGAACACCGCCAACCCGAACAAGAGCAAGAGCCCGGCGCGUCGGCCCGGCGGCGUCGGCGGCCCCGAGGUGCAGGCAAACGGCGGCGAGACGUCGGGAGCGGAGACAGACGGCGGUCUACGCAGCCCGCCCUCCCGCCGUGGCGCCGGCCCUGGCAACGGCCGCGGCGCGGGACAGGCGUUCGCGAGGAGCGAGUCGCAUAGGCAGCAGUCGGCGACGUCGGCGGCAUCGGAGGCGGCGCAGGCGUACGCGGCGGCACAGGCGGUGAUGCUGGCGGCGCAGCAGCACCACCUCAGCAUGCUGCAAGAGCACCAGCAGCAGCACAACCAGCAGCAGCAACACCAGCAUCUGCAGGCGCAGCAGCACCACCAGCAGCAGCACCAGCAUCUGCGCGCUCACAACCAGGCUCCCGCCGGCCCGCCACAAGACACCUGGGAAGAGCACCACCAGCAACACCAGCAGCACCAACAGCACCAGCAACACCAGCAACACCAACAGCACCAAAAGCCGGCGGGCCAGCGGCCGCCGCGGCUGGAGGUGCCGGUAUCUUUCAGCAGCGGGCCAUUGGAGGUGUGGGCGGAGGGCGAGGAGGGAGGCGGCUCGGGAUCAGCGGCGGCGUCGGCGGGCACUGCCCCGGCCUCACCGCGGCCGCUGCUUAACUACCGGACGGCCUCACGAACGCCGCAGAGCGGCGGCGGCGGCGGCCCUGGCGCGGAAGCCGGCGGCGGCGGCGGCACAGGGGCUGGAGAGGCAAAGGAGGCAGACGACGAGGAGGAAGCCGAGCAGGAGGACGAGGAGGAGGGCAUGUGGGGGGACGCCGGGGAGGACGCCGGGGAUGAUGUGCAGCCGCCAGGGCGCCAGGAUGGGCACCUGCACGAUGGACGCUGGCAGGAUGCGGCGGCGGCGGCGACGGAUGACAGCUGCAGCCGUAGCCGUGACUACACACGUCACAGGCGGCCCUGGGCAGAGCACGGCAACGGAGCGGCCACCGACGCAGAAGACGGUACGGCUGGCGGCGGUGGGCCGCUCGCAGGGCCGUACGACGACGCGGUCGCGUACGGAUCGGAUCCGGCUGGGUACGACACCCAGGGGACAGCGGACGAAGGCGGCCCCGGCAGUGUGUACGGCGAUGUGCACGGCGGUACGGGCCUCGCCAGUGGGAGGGAGGCGGCGGUUACAUUGGCGGAUGAUUAUGGCAGUCCCGCCAGCAGCUUCCGCUCGUACGCCGGCACCGGCGGCGGUGGCGUCAUGUCUGCCGGCUGGCUGGGGCCGGGCCAUGGUCGGGGCCAUGGUCGGGGCCAGGGGCAGGGGCAAGGGGUGGCACAGGGGCAGCCGCAGGGCCCUCUCUCGGGCACAUCGGGUCCUGAGCCUGCCCUGGACGCGGCGUUCGAGUCCGACGGCAGCCUGCGCAGCGCCAACAGCAUUGGCGGCGGCGGCGGCGGCGGCGGCGGCGCCAGCAGCCGUGAGUGCGGCGGCGGCGGCGGCGCCAGCAGCGCCGGCACGAGCGCGCCCGGACGCAGCCGUGACAACGGCUCUGGGAUGGCGGCGGCCGCGAGUGGCGCUGGCGGCGGCGCGCCGACGGCGGCUGCACGAUUGGCAGGCAGUCCGCUCGGACCGAUGCGCGACGCGGCGGCGGCAGCGCGCGCCUACUCGCCUUCUUCGCUGGGCGGUGCCGCUGCCAUCGCCGCCGCCGCGCGCGCUCACGCCAUCCACACACAACACGCCGCCGCCGUCGCCGCGCGCGCGGGCUCGCCGGUGGUUGCGUUGCCGCCGGGCAGCGGCUCCGGCGGCCCGCCCGCUGGCGCCUCGCCGCGGCUUCACACUCGGGUGGUCCGUCGCCAAGCGACGUCGGCGUCUGCGUCUGCGGCGCCGUCUCCAGUUUUGGGAAGCCGACCGGGCAGCGAACUUAACGCCGCCAACGCCUCUGUCGGUGCCCUCGGCCACGACAGCGGCGGUAACAUUCCGCGCCCGCCCAAGGUCAACUCAGGGAACUUGGACGGCUCGUCGUCGUCCCAGCACCAGCAUCGACAUUCCUCCCACCACCACUCGCCGCAACACCCGCGCCAUCCGGGGAACUUGUCGCCACAGCCCCAGGGCCGCCGGUCAGCACAGCCGAACGCCUCGCCGUCAGGCGCCUCCUCCUCCUCCUCCAGGGGCCGCGGCGACUCCCGUGGCGGCGGCAGCGGCGGCGGCGCUGGGCAGGUGCGCCCGGGUUUGGAGCAACUGCAACAACACACGCAAGGUCAGGACCAUCACCACCAACACAACUCACAGCAGCAGCAGCAGCAGCAGCAGCAGCAGCAGCAGCCCCACCAGCACCAGCAGCUGCAGGCGUUAAGGACGUACGGCGGCAUGGAGGGCGUGGAGGAAGCCGUUGCCGCGCUGGAAAGCAACGCCGACCACCUCCACCACCACCAGCAACACGAGCAGCACCAGCACCCGCAGCACCAGCAGUACCACCAGCACCAUGACCCGGACCACGGCGCAGCCGGGGCAGCUUGCAUGCUGUCACCUGCCGAGUUGGAAGCGGCGAUCUGGCAGGCUCGUGAGUCGGCGCUCACGCCCCUAAUAGGCCUCCCGCGCAUGCCCUCAACCCACGCGCUGGAGCAGGACCCAUACGCGGCGGCAGCCGCCGCCGCCGGCGUGCGCCAGGCGAGUAUGAGUCCCGUAGUUGCGGGUCUGAGCCGCGGCGGCAGUGGCCGCGGCGGCGGAGCCGGAGGUGGCGGCGGCGGCCGUGGUGGUGGUGGUGGCGGCGGCAGCGCCUGCGCGCCGUACGUUUACGGCAGCGCGCGGCCAAGCACCAACGGCGGCGGCUCGUUGGCUGGUACGAACGACGGCAGUAUCAUUGCCGGUAUGUACGAGCUGGCGGUUGGCGCGGAUCCCUUCCUGCGCGCGUCAGUUAGCGGCGCUGGCAUGGCUGUUGGCGGCACGGGCACGGGCAUGGGCAUGGCGCUGCCUGGCCCGUCGCCGGCGCACACGCCGGGUAUCCGCAGCCACACCUCCUCGAGGCCGCACAGCCCGUUGCCGCCGGGGCGCAUGAGCUCAGCCGGCGCGCCCGGUGGCGGCGGCAGCGGCGGGAGUGCGCUGUACGCCUCCGCGGCGGCGCCGGUGCACGAUUCCGGCAACGUCAGCUCUGGCGGCGGCAGUGGCGGCGGUGGCAAGCGUAGCCUGGGCAACCUCUGGCGCGCCGCCUCUGCUGCGGCGCUGGCGGGCUCAAACCAGAGCGGCAGUGGCAGCGGUGCUGGCAGUGGCGGCGCCGCCGCCGGCUCGCCGGUUGGGCCGCAGUUCCUGCGGCAGACCAGCCGGCUAGGCGCACCGCGUCACGCCGCCUGUCAUGUGGGCUACCAACCUGAUGACGGGCUGACGAGCCCGCAGCUGUGGCGAACGGGCUCAACUUCGGCCGGCACGCCGCCAGGGCUGAUGAGGUCAGCGAGCGGCAGCGGCGGCGGCGGCGGGCCCCCGGGCGCGGCGUCGGGCAAGUCCGCGACGUCGCAGGCGCCACCGCUUAUGAGUAGCAUAAUGCUUGCGUCGAAGAAGGCGGGCAGGGGAGCGGCGGCGGCAGCAGCGCAGCAGGCACAAUUUUACUAGGUGGGAGAUGCCGACCUGGGCGCAGCGGCUGCAGCGGACUGUUGUACAGAAGGGGAUAGAGGAGCCUGCAAUACGCGGCGCCUGUGCAUGAUGCAAGAAGACUUUGCAGCAGUGCUUGCGUAGUGCGGGCCUACACGGCGCAGGUAGUUCUUGGUGGUGUGAGGUCAGGCAUUCGAAGCUCAUGCGACAGGUAGGCAGACGUACUCGAGGGCUUAGCGUAGGGCAGGGUGACAUAGACACUUGACGGGUGGCCGCGCAAGAACUGGGGCAAAAAGGUAGAUCUGGCUCCGGCUGUGGUGCAGUUUUUCGCAUGUUCGCAGGGCCUGGUGGCGGCGUUGCAGGUGUGAUGAGCUGCAAGAGCUCGCGCGCUCGCGGGGGGAGUCCUGUCCGCUGCGGGAGGGGGGCGGUGUGCAGCAGCAGUCGCGUGUGGACAUAGCCACGGCGGCGGCGGCGGCGGCGGAGCAGCACGAAAGCAUCAGGACCGUUGUUGCCUUACUGCUAUCAUCACUCGGGACACGGCCAUGUCAGUUAGCAACCUUGGCGGGCAUCUAAAGCAUGUACAGGCAUGUACUUAAUGCAUCUCGGGUGCAAUGAUUGUUUGUGAUUUGUGCAGAGAGGGCAGUGAGGCCAGGGAUCAUUGCAACGUAGGCAGUUCAUCGAAAUCGGCAAAUUGCUAUUGUUGGAUGACAAUCAAGGGGGCUUGUCUAAUUGCGCGGCGGCGUGGCAGAGGUCAUGGCUGGGCGAGAGCCAGGUCACGUCACUGCCAGGGAGUACCCUCGUGUAGUCCAUAUUGUCCCAAAGACUGGAAGAGCGUGAAAGCAAUCGCAAUUCAGUGGCAUUGCGUGCGUGCGCGCACCAUCGGCGAUAGGGCUUGUGGAGCAUAACCAUGUGAACAAGUAUUAUUCGGGCAGCGGCAUGCACGGGCGCAUGGUUUGCAACCGUCGCGCGAUUGCGUUAUGAGCUAUGCACAGUGUUGUGUGCCCGUGUGCCUGUGUGGAGGUUCUAGAGUUCUGACACGCGCCACGGGCUUUGCUGUGACGAGGGAACGAGGUGCAAUUGUGAGCCGUUGCUUCAUGUAUACUGUUAAGCGCUACAAAUAACGACGGACAGCAGUUCUUGUGCAAUCUUAGGGCACCACAGGAGUCAGGAGCAUCAGGACACAAGUGCGGGCAACUCUGGCUAGAUUAGAUGGAGCCCAGCCGCCCAGGGGGCCUUAGAGAACGGGUGCGAUGGGGCAGGGUAUGGGGCAGUUUGGCGUUGUCCCGCAGUGUGAAGCGGACUCCUGUAUUCCUUGAUCAAUUUGCAACGUCAAGGCAUGAGCGCGCGGCUCGUAUUAGCGGAGUGCUGUCGAAAACGCGAACGCGA
Molecule: messenger RNA, 7090 nt
Organism: Chlamydomonas reinhardtii
Lineage: Eukaryota; Viridiplantae; Chlorophyta; Chlorophyceae; Chlamydomonadales; Chlamydomonadaceae
Exons: 2
Coding region: 380-5725 (1781 amino acids)
Source: RefSeq, a predicted model, not a curated record